AUGGGAGUUAGACAUGUUCUGGGAACGGAUACGAUUGUUCAGGAUAUAGAAAGAAUAUUGAAUUCUUUUUGGUGGGGAGGUGGCAACAACAAUGGAGGAAUCCAGUGGAUGGCCUGGGAAAUAUUAGCUUGUUCCAAGAAGGAGGGAGGGUUAGGUUUCCUAGAUUUUAAAGCUUUCAACAUGGCCAUGGUCGCUAAACAAGGGUGGUCCUUGCUCUUGAAACCAAAUGUGCUUGUAUCCAGAGUUUUCAAAGCAAGUAUCGGUGAUGGUAGCAAUAUCAGGGUUAUGCAAGAACCUUGGCUCUGUGGUGGUGGUGGUGAAGGUAGUAUGAGUGGUCCUCAGCAUCAAGGUGUGUAUGAUAUUACUGUUAAAAAUCUUAUGAUGCCUAAUGUGAAACAGUGGGAUACAAAUGUUAUAAGAAACCUCUUUGACGAUGCAGAUACAACUAAAAUCUUGCAUGUACCGUUGUUGGAAGAGGUUAAGCAAGAUAGGAUGAUUUGGAAAGAGCAUGAUGGUAUUUAUAGUGUGCGCACUGGUUAUAAAGUAUGGCGAAAUUCAUUUAGACGACAAGAUGAGGUCGUAGGGGAUGAGGAGUGGUGUAUUCUUUGGAACAUAAGAACUCCGCCUAGAGUUAAGCAUCAGUUGUGGAUAAUUUGUAGGGACUGUCUACCAACUCGUGCAAGACUCAGACAUCAUUUUAUUAUGUGUAUGUUAGCAUGUCAAUUAUGUGAUAAUCAUACUGAGGAUGGUUGGAAUUUGUUUAUGGGAUGUAACCAUAAUGAAAAAGAAGAAGCAACUAAAUUGGGGUUAUGUGUGGUUCAUAGGUGGAACGAUUGGUUCCAAUCUCAAGAAGACACGGAGAACAAUGCUCGAUCCCAUUAUGUUCUUGAUUGGCGUCCUCCAUCAGUGGGCCGAUUAAAAUGUAAUAUGGAUGCGACUUUUAAUAAUAACAAUGACACUACUAAUAGAGGAUGGUAUGUGCGAGAUCAUCUUGACCAUUUUAUUUAUGCAGGUGUUGCUUGGGAUCCUGGAAUUCUUCCCAUCAUUGAAACUGGAGCCUUAGCUCUCAAAGAGUCCAUUCUUGAAGCUAUAUAG
Vicia faba (fava bean) is the source of this 1095-nucleotide messenger RNA. The record is from the annotation of a GenBank genome assembly. Lineage: Eukaryota; Viridiplantae; Streptophyta; Magnoliopsida; Fabales; Fabaceae.